Molecule: messenger RNA, 1375 nt
Organism: Trichoderma citrinoviride
Lineage: Eukaryota; Fungi; Ascomycota; Sordariomycetes; Hypocreales; Hypocreaceae
Product: WD-repeat protein pop3
Exons: 9
Coding region: 72-1028 (318 amino acids)
Biological process (GO): regulation of actin cytoskeleton organization; TOR signaling
Cellular component (GO): TORC2 complex; TORC1 complex
Molecular function (GO): protein binding
Source: RefSeq, a predicted model, not a curated record
GCAGCCUCGCCAACCAUCCUGAUCAAACAAGCUCCAGCUUCGUCGCCGCAACAAGCAGGUAAGCAGUCGCAAUGUCUGUCAUUCUGUGUACCGCCGGUUACGACCACACAAUCAGGUUCUGGGAGGCGCUGUCGGGGAUAUGCUCGCGGACGAUCCAGCACCCCGACUCUCAAGUGAACCGCCUCUGCAUCUCCCCCGACAAGCGGUUCCUUGCCGCGGCCGGCCACCACACCGUCAAGCUCUACGACAUCAAGUCGACGAAUCCCAACCCUCUGCUCACGUUUGAGGGACACACGGGCAACGUCACUGGAGUGGCGUUCCACUGCGAGGGCAAGUGGAUGGUGACGAGCUCCGAGGACGGCACAGUCAAGAUUUGGGAGACGCGGACGGGUUCGAUCCAGAGGAGCUACAACCACGGCUCCCCGGCCAACGACGUGGUCAUCCACCCGAAUCAGGGCGAAAUCAUCAGCUGCGACAGAGCGGGCAGCGUGAGGAUCUGGGACCUGGCCGAGAACACGUGCGCGCACGAGCUCAUUCCCGAGGAAGACGUGUCGGUAUCAAGCGUGACGGUUGCCAGUGACGGAACGCUGCUGUGCGCCGCCAACACGGCGGGCAAUGUGUUUGUGUGGCAACUCCGCCAAAACUAUGACCAGACGGAGCUGCUCCCGGUGACGCAGUUCAGCGCCCACAAAGAGUACAUCACCCGCAUUCUCCUCUCCCCCGACGUCAAGAAGCUGGCAACGUGCAGCGCCGACCACACGGCCAAGAUCUGGGACAUCAGGGACGUCAAGCCGGCGUCGAACCCUGAUGAGAAGCGGCCACUUCCCCUCGAGGCCACGCUCACGGGACACCAGCGGUGGGUUUGGGAUUGUGCCUUCAGCGCCGACUCGGCGUAUCUAGUGACGGCAUGCUCAGAUCACUAUGCGCGGCUAUGGGAACUGCACAGUCAGCAGAUUAUACGCCAGUACAACGGCCACCACAGAGGAGCCGUAUGCGUAGCGCUCAAUGACUAUUCGGAGACGCGUUAGAAAUCCUUUAAGGAAUACUUUUUUGGUCGCGAAUAAUGCAUGAAGACGGCACGACGGAAAGGGGCUUUGAACCUAGAGAACCACGGUUUUGGUUGGCGCGGCGUUGGGCAGUUGCUAUUUGGUAAUUCUUUGCUUUCUUGUUACUACUCAUACUUUUGGUGAUAUGGCGGCAGCAGCUGAGGUAGGAUUCCAGAAAUGGUCAGCCUUGGCUACAAAGUAUAGGCUUUGGAUGAGCGAUUCUGUGCCAGGAAAAGGCUCCAGCCGAAGCAGCGCUCAGCGCUGAACAUCUCGUCGCAAGAUGUCGCCAUAUGUGGUUGCCUCAGCUGCUUCAUAAGAUCAAGAUUGAC